Molecule: messenger RNA, 3741 nt
Organism: Acanthopagrus latus (yellowfin seabream)
Lineage: Eukaryota; Metazoa; Chordata; Actinopteri; Spariformes; Sparidae
Gene: p4ha1a
Product: prolyl 4-hydroxylase, alpha polypeptide I a
Exons: 16
Coding region: 199-1869 (556 amino acids)
Biological process (GO): peptidyl-proline hydroxylation to 4-hydroxy-L-proline
Cellular component (GO): endoplasmic reticulum
Molecular function (GO): protein binding; procollagen-proline 4-dioxygenase activity; L-ascorbic acid binding
Source: RefSeq, a predicted model, not a curated record
GUCCGUCCAGCAGGUGGCGGUAAAGCACCGUUCGCCGCCAUCUUGGAAGAAACUGAGGAGAAGAAGAAGAAGAAGUUGUUGUGAUUUUCUUGCUGCUAGCUCGACUCUCGAGGGAAUUUGGGGAUUUUGUGGACUCCGUUUGAAACCUAAGAGGGAUUUCCUGUUUCUCCAGAACCUUCCAGGGACAAAUACGGCUUCAUGGCUCUCAGCUGGUUCUUGAUCCACAUCCUCCUCUUCACCAGCUCCUUCGCUCACAAUGACUUCUUCACCUCCAUCGGUCACAUGACCGACCUGCUGUUCACAGAGAAGGACCUGGUCAACUCUCUGAAGGACUACAUCACAGCGGAGGAGAUAAAACUGGAGCAGAUUAAAAAGUGGGCAGACAAACUGGACGUCCUGUCUGCAGCAGCCACUCAGGACCCCGAGGGUUUCCUGGGACACCCGGUGAACGCCUUCAAGCUGAUGAAGAGACUCAACACAGAGUGGGGGGAGCUGGAGAGCCUGGUGCUUACUGAUGUGUCUGAUGGGUUCAUCUCUAACCUCACCAUCCAGAGGCAGUACUUCCCCAAUGACGAUGAUCAGGUCGGUGCCGCCAAAGCUCUGAUGAGGCUGCAGGACACCUACCAGCUGGACACCGGCACCAUCUCCACCGGACAGCUACCAGGCUCGUCCUCGUCUCACCAGAAUGUUCUGACUGUGGAAGACUGCUAUGACCUUGGGAAGGUGGCGUACUCGGAGGCAGACUACUACCACACGGAGCUGUGGAUGGUUCAGGCCCUGAAGCAGCUGGAUGAGGGAGAGAUGUCCAGCUCCGUGGAUGCCGUCACCAUACUGGACUACCUGAGCUACUCUGUCUACCAGCAGGGGGACCUGGAGAGAUCGCUGGACUUCACAAAGAGGCUGCUGGAGCUUGAUCCAACACACCAGCGAGCCAAUGGGAACCUGAAGUACUUUGAGUAUCAGCUGGCGAAACAGGAAAAGAUGGGGGCGAGCGAGGAGGCACAGACUGAGGAGACGCAGAGGAAGGGUCGACCUGACGAUUACCUGCCUGAGAGGAAGAAGUACGAACAGCUGUGUCGUGGCGAGGGCCUCAGGAUGACUCCUCGCAGGCAGAGCCGCCUCUUCUGCCGUUACUUCAGCAACAAUCGCCACCCAAAAUAUGUGAUCGGUCCUGUGAAGCAGGAAGACGAGUGGGACCACCCCCACAUCGUACGAUACCUGAACAUCGUGUCGGACAAGGAGAUGGAGAAGGUCAAAGAGUUGGCCAAACCCAGGCUGCGGCGAGCCACCAUCUCCAACCCGCUAACCGGCGUGCUGGAGACGGCCCACUACCGCAUCAGUAAGAGACGUGCGACGGUGCAUGACCCUCAGACAGGCAAACUGACCACGGCCCAUUACAGAGUCUCCAAGAGUGCUUGGCUCGGAGCAUUUGAACAUCCGGUGGUGGACAAGAUCAACCAGAGGAUCGAGGACCUCACUGGUCUAGACGUCACCACUGCCGAGGACCUGCAGGUGGCUAACUACGGUGUGGGAGGACAGUACGAGCCUCACUUUGACUUUGGACGGAAAGAUGAACCCGAUGCAUUUGAAGAGUUGGGGACAGGAAACAGAAUCGCCACCUGGCUGCUUUACAUGAGCGACGUACAGGCAGGUGGUGCCACAGUGUUUACGGACAUCGGAGCUUCUGUCUGGCCCAGAAAGGGCACGGCGGUGUUCUGGUACAACCUGUACCCCAGCGGAGAAGGAGACUAUCGGACCCGACACGCUGCCUGUCCCGUUCUAGUCGGCAACAAGUGGGUUUCCAAUAAAUGGAUCCAUGAACGAGGGCAGGAGUUCAGGAGGCGCUGUGGCCUCCAGGAGACGGACUGACGUCCACCACCCCUCCUCCUCCUCCUCCUCCUGAGGCUGCACAUGUGAUCUGACACAUUUAUUUGUGUGUGUGUGUGUGUGUGUGUGUGUGUGUGUGUGUGUGUGUGUAUUUCCACUGAUAACUCCUUUUUAAAAACCAGUAAUCAGCAUCAAAGGUUCAGAUAUUAAACUCUGUGGUUCUGUAGAAGACUGAGAAACAGAGAAUUUUAGUAUUAACAAUAUUAAUUCCUUUAAUCUACAGACUGAACCUUUAAAUUCAAACUCAAAAAAACGCAUUCUUCAGUCAGAAUGAAGUUCUAAAAACAAACCGGAUCAUUUCUGAAUCUGUUGACGUGUUUUGUUUGCUUCAGUUCCUUCAACACACUCGUUACCAACAUCAUCGAGCUAUUUUUAAACUUUAUUUACUUUCUUCUAUUUAACAUUGAUGAGCAGUAUAAUAUAUUUGUAUUAACACAUCAUGUUGUAGCAGAUAAAAGGACAUUUAAACUUUUAAAAAGAUCUUUAAUUAUGCAGAUAAUUUCUUAAAAAUACCUAAAUAUGUUGCACUGUGUUUGUUGAUCACUCAAUAAACCUUCAGCUGCACUGAGAAGAACGAAGUAUAGAAUAAACUACAGGUUCAAGUUACGUUAUUUUAUUUAUUCAUUAGAAAACCCUUAAAAAUGAAUUUAUUGAUGAUUAAUCACACGUUCAGGUUAAACCGCUGAGGUUGCACAUUUUAAUAAUAAUUAAAUAAUGAACUUAAUAAAAUAUAAAUGUCUGACCCAGAUUCUGUUCACCUGCCUGAUACUGAACACAAAAUAUCAAUAAAAUAUCAAUAGAAUAUCAAUAGCUACACCUCAAACUGAUCAAGACAGGUGUUAAGUAUUUAAUAUUAAUGUGUGAAUUUAUUCAGACUUGAAGAAGUUGAGGCUGUUUUAAAGGUUUGACCUGUGGAUAACAGAAGGUGAUCAGCUGAUCAUCACCUCCACCUGAAACAUGCUGGUGUUUACAGAGCAGCUGCUCUCCACUCUGUCCACCUGCUGUAGUUCCUGGCAAGAGUGUAAUCAGAUUACAGUCAGAUUUACAGGGUGAAGUCACUCCAACACUCGAUGUGUCGCACACACGAGGAUUACUUUACUUUACCUGUUACAUUUACCUGACAGCUUUAGUUACUUUAACACGUGAAGCAGCUACAAGAACUUUGCACAGUGAGAGCAAAGAAACAUUUCAGUCCUGUUUGUGUCUUUAAACUCGGAACAAGCUGAACAGAACACGUUUUUUUAAAGGAGCAGUCUGUAGUUUUGUGGAAGAAAUGAUUUCUGAAAACUUAGUAAAUGUGAAUGUUAUCAGCCUCGUCCUACAUUAGCCUGCUGCAGAUGUGUUUGAGCUGGAAGUUUCCGUACAAGAAGUUUUGACCCACAUCAGAUUGUUCUCUCUCAAUGUUACCAGCUUCCUAAAUGUGGCUGUUUUUUUCCAUGUAGAUUCAUUCAUUAUUUACAGACGCUGGUGAAAACGUUACCUCCUGGUGGUGGUCACGAUUCAUCAGGAAGUCACUGAGUAAUGUGAAAUAAUGGAGCAGAAUGUUUCACACGAGUGAAGUUUGAGAGUGAACUCACUGUGUGAAGCCUCUGUGUUGCACUGAAGGACUGUGGACUCAUUUCUUACAGUGUGGUGACCAUUAACUCACUCAACACACAUGUGGACAGUGAGUGUUGUUUUAACCUGACCUCCACUGAGUCACUGACCUCAGGUCAGAACACGUUCGUCUCACACAGCUUUAUGUAACGCUACACUCCUGUUUGUGUGUGAUGGAAGUGAUUGUUCUGUUCACAGAAUGUAACUGAAGAUAUCAGAGUCUGUAACAUAUGUUCACAAUAAACACAAUGUAAAGUA